Hydractinia symbiolongicarpus is the source of this 1098-nucleotide messenger RNA. RefSeq lists its product as uncharacterized. NCBI's taxonomy places the organism in Eukaryota, Metazoa, Cnidaria, Hydrozoa, Anthoathecata, Hydractiniidae. Bases 128 to 1027 code for a protein of 299 amino acids. The record is from RefSeq and is a predicted model, not a curated record. Gene Ontology annotation, molecular function: alpha-L-arabinofuranosidase activity. Gene Ontology annotation, biological process: L-arabinose metabolic process. The transcript has 4 exons.
UCGCGGUUUUCACUUAAUAUGCAUGUGUUAAAAGGUUAUUGUAUAAAAGCCUACACGGUGCAUUUUAUUUUCAACGGGAUACAAACGCAUCAUUACAUUAACAACACGAAAGCGUAUCAGCACAAAAAUGCUUUUAAUUUUUUGUGUAACCAUUAUUUUUGCGCAGGCAUUUGGCGGAAGUCAACAUCAUGGCGUCAAUGUCUUUGUGUCAUAUAAUUACCCAGAAUUCAACAUUGGUGACAGAACAAAUGGAGAAGUGUACAUUGCCUCUGGAAAACUUCACCAAUUUGCAGUCGUGCCAGCCUUAAAUGGUCGUGAAGGCGCUUUCUCUUUGCAAUCCGUUGAAAGACCUGAGCACUACUUACGUCAUCGAAACUUCCUCGUUCACCUCGAUGCUUCAGACGAAAGUGAAUUGUUUAAAAACGACGCUUCGUUCUACAUGCGUGCGAAUAAAUACUUUUCUGGGUAUACUUCAUUGGAAUCGUGCAACUUUCCUGGCCAUUUUCUUCGUCAUCAAAACUACAGAAUGAAACUUCACAAGGAAGACAACAGCCAACUAUUUAAAAUGGAUGCCAGCUUUCUUGCUUCAUCUGUGUCAUGGUUUGCAAAGUUGGAUUCCAAAAAUUUCCCAGGAUUUUAUUGGGGAGUGACGGGUAUCAAUGCAAGAAUAACUAAAGACCAUCAAAUUUCCGUUCAACUGCUUAUGCCUGGUCUGACAGGUCAGGAAGGAACCAUAUCGUUUCAUGUCCCAAGUGCUGGUGGCAAGUCAAAGUACCUACGUCACAGAAAUUAUUUAUUCCGUGCUGAAGGUGAUACAAAUGGAGCAGAGUUGUUUCGCAAAGACUCUACAUACCACGUGAGAAUGGAUAAAUGGUUCCCAGGCUACCUUUCAUUCGAGUCUGUUAAUUUUCCAAAUUAUUUUAUUCGACAUCAAAAUUAUCUCUUGCGGAUCAGCAAAUUUGACAACACAGAAUUGUUUAAAAACGACGCAAGUUUCGAGAUGAAAAUGCUGGGGCCCGGACAGUGAACAUUUGCGCAUCGGGGUGUAAUUUUAGUGGAUUUAAUAACUGAAAAUACAGAAAUUAUAUGCGUCUAGUA